This is a messenger RNA of Ylistrum balloti, 757 nucleotides long. Its product is annotated as zinc finger BED domain-containing protein 4-like. Lineage: Eukaryota; Metazoa; Mollusca; Bivalvia; Pectinida; Pectinidae. The transcript is spliced from 2 exons. The record is from RefSeq and is a predicted model, not a curated record. Bases 86 to 730 code for a protein of 214 amino acids.
UAUUGUUAAAGGUGUAAAUCUAGCUGGUUUUGAACCACACAUUAGAUGUUUCGCCCACUGCUUAAAUUUGGCAGCCCAUAAAGCUAUGCAGAUAAGCUCUGUUUCUCGACUUUUGGGUAGAAUGAGACGAAUAGUCACAUUUUUCCACUCAAGUUCCACAGCUACAAAGAAACUUAAAGAUAAACAGAAAGCAUUGAACCUUCCAGCAAAAAGACUUGUCCAAGAUGUGAAGACCAGAUGGAAUUCCAGUUUUGAUAUGAUGAGUACUUUUCUGGAACAGCAGCCAGCUGUAUAUGCAACAUUAACGGAGAAAGACAUUAAAAAGAACCUUAAAGAAGUUGUAACCCUAUCUGACACGGACAUUUCUCUAGCUGAGGAGUUGGUAGAUGUGUUGAAGCCCUUGAAAACCAUAACCACCAUCAUGUGUGAGGAAAAAUCACCCACUAUAUCUCUAGUUCACCUGAUGAAGGAACGACUGCUAAGGCAACUGAGAGAAAAUGAGUCUGAUUCAGGUCUUGCUGCCCAGGUAAAAACAGAAAUACGUAAUGACAUCGAGUCAAGAUAUUCUGAUCCAGACAUCAUCAGAUGGCUUGAGAUGUGCUGUGCCCUGGAUCCCAGAUUCAAGACCCUGCCCUAUCACGACCAGGUCGAAGCCAAUCGAGUCUAUGGCAAUCUUGUAGACAUGAUGACAGAAUCAGAAGAAGAGUUUUCUGCUUAUUCUGAUGUUUAACAGUCAUACAGUGACUAUUUAUCGUUG